This is a messenger RNA of Plenodomus lingam JN3, 165 nucleotides long. The record is from RefSeq and is a predicted model, not a curated record. Lineage: Eukaryota; Fungi; Ascomycota; Dothideomycetes; Pleosporales; Leptosphaeriaceae.
AUGCUGUACCGGCCACGACGCCCGGUGAAAUCGAUGAUCCCCCGCUACAACAAAUACAAGGCGUUACCAUUCUCGCUGCCUGCUCAAGCAGUAGUAGAUAUACCCGGGCAGACAAGGUGUGCCGACAAUACACAAAUUUUGCAGCGCGACCGGGAUGGUGAGUGA